AGUACCAGAAGUCCGGUGUCUAUGUACACAAUAGCCUUCAAUUUCUUCUUCAAAGUCUUCGUUUCGAUCGAUUUUUGGGUUCAAGGUACUGGUUCAAUCUCUGUUCCCUGUUCAAUGAAUCGAGUUAUAGGUUAGAUGCAAUCGUUUGGUUGCUGAGAAGAUACUUAUAGGUUAAAUACAAUCGUUUGGAUGCUGAGAAAAUUUUUAUUUAACUAAAAACUUAGAAGCAUAAAUAAUUUUCCAGAUAUAUAAUUAAUAAUAUAAUAGAAAUAGCAUUUUCUAUGCUCUUAGAAGACGCGAGUGAAGCUAUCCUAGCCGAAGCGUCAAGACUCCCAGAAUCAAAUCAAUCAGAAUGUCUGAAAGCAAGGCAGUGAUUGGUCUCUCAUGGGAGCCAAAGCUGUCUCUCCUCUCAUCAGCACCCAAAAAUGGGUCUGACAAAUCUCAAAAUGUGGCUGAAAACAGGGGUGCAGGCCUAUGGAAACCUGAUAGCGAGCUUGUUGAUGGACUGUUUGUUCCUCCUAACAACCCUAGGAAGUUGAACAAACUGCUCAGAAAACAAGUUAAAGACACAACCGGCACCAAGUGGUUUGACAUGCCUGCACCAACUAUCACUCCAGAGUUGAAAAAAGAUCUCCAGUUACUGAAGCUGAGAAGUGCAAUUGAUCCAAAGAGGCACUACAAGAAGAGUGAUUCAAAAUCGAAGACAUUGCCCAAAUAUUUUCAGGUGGGCACAGUGAUAGAGUCCGCAUCAGACUUCUUCUCUGGUAGACUCACAAAGAAGGAGAGGAAGGCAUCCCUGGCUGAUGAGCUGCUUUCUAAUAGUUCCUUUGCAGACUACAGGAAGCGCAAGGUUCGAGAGAUUGAAGAACAAAAUCGACCAGCUGGGGUUGACAAAUGGAAGAUAAAGGGCCGCCAAUCAUGGAAACGUAAAAAGCAGAGAAGGCAUUGAUGAUUCCGUCACUUUUAUUCAGAUUUGCUAACAACAUGCAGCACAUCAAAGUCCAGAAUUUUGUUUUGUAUUCCUUUUUUUUUUUCUUAUUUCUUUUGUGGGGUGGGAGCAGGGGUGGUAUGUGAGUUUCAAGCUCGUAAUGACAUUGGUUCUGUAGAAGUAAAUAGCUCUUGAGUGUUAAACAUCAUAGUUGAUGAGAAGUAAAUUGCUAUUAUUAAUAUGAUUAUGUGUUUACAAUUUCAAGAUCA
Vitis riparia (riverbank grape) is the source of this 1197-nucleotide messenger RNA. Its product is annotated as rRNA-processing protein fcf2. NCBI's taxonomy places the organism in Eukaryota, Viridiplantae, Streptophyta, Magnoliopsida, Vitales, Vitaceae. The record is from RefSeq and is a predicted model, not a curated record. The transcript is spliced from 6 exons. Gene Ontology annotation, molecular function: RNA binding. The coding region runs from base 353 to 949 and encodes 198 amino acids. Gene Ontology annotation, biological process: RNA processing. Gene Ontology annotation, cellular component: nucleolus.